This is a messenger RNA of Gastrolobium bilobum, 2213 nucleotides long. Its product is annotated as plastidic glucose transporter 4-like. Gene Ontology annotation, biological process: transmembrane transport; carbohydrate transport. The record is from RefSeq and is a predicted model, not a curated record. The transcript is spliced from 14 exons. Gene Ontology annotation, molecular function: carbohydrate:proton symporter activity. The coding region runs from base 203 to 1843 and encodes 546 amino acids. Gene Ontology annotation, cellular component: membrane. NCBI's taxonomy places the organism in Eukaryota, Viridiplantae, Streptophyta, Magnoliopsida, Fabales, Fabaceae.
UUCACUUAGUAGCGGUCCUUUCGAAGUUCUCAUCUUUCAUCAGAAAACGUUAAGCAUAGAAAUAGAAAAAAAAAAUAGAGCAAAUCCCAAUACAAAAAGUUGCAUUUUUAUUCAGAGAGAGCACCUAAACUAUCAAAAUUCCAUCACCCCUUUUCUUAGUUUUUGGUUUCCUUCAGUUAUUGUUACGCUUUUAUAAGAUAAUAUGCAGGCAUCAACUUUUGCUGUUAAAGGAGCCACUUUUGGGGUUCAUAAGCAAAGGGGCUUGGUGGGUUUUGGAGAGUUCAGAAAUGGGAGUGUUCUGAAACCCAGAGGAGUAUGCAUGAUCAGUAAUUCUAAUUCAUGUGGCUUAAGGGUUGGUUCUGUUACUAUGGAAAAUGAGCUAACUAGUACGAGAGUUGGUUUUAGUGGCGUUUUUGGGUCCUCAGCUAAGCCCAGAUCAGUCAGGGUUCAGGCUUCUGAUGGAGAUAUCGAGGAUGUUGUUCCCACUAUUCCUCAGGGCAAAUCUUCCGGAACUGUUCUACCCUAUGUUGGUGUUGCUUGCCUCGGAGCCAUUUUAUUUGGCUACCACCUUGGGGUGGUAAAUGGUGCACUUGAAUACCUUGCUAAGGAUCUUGGAAUCACUGAAAAUACUGUUGUACAAGGUUGGAUUGUCAGCACGCUACUCGCUGGUGCCACUGUAGGUUCAUUUACUGGUGGAGCAUUGGCUGACAAAUUUGGCAGAACUAGGACUUUUCAGUUAGAUGCAAUCCCUCUAACAAUUGGAGCAUUUCUUUGUGCUACAGCCCAGAGUGUUCAGACAAUGAUCAUUGGCCGUUUGCUUGCUGGUAUAGGAAUUGGUGUUACAUCUGCUAUUGUACCACUAUACAUCUCCGAGAUUUCACCAACCGAAAUUCGUGGUGCACUCGGAUCUGUUAAUCAACUUUUUAUAUGUAUUGGGAUUCUUUUAGCGCUGGUGGUUGGGCUGCCUCUGGCAGGAAACCCUAUAUGGUGGCGAACAAUGUUUGGCAUUGCAGUAGUUCCAUCUGUUCUGUUAGCACUAGGAAUGGGAAUUUCUCCAGAAAGUCCCCGAUGGCUUUUUCAGCAAGGAAAAAUCUCUGAAGCUGAAAAGGCUAUUAAAACACUGUAUGGAAAAGAAAGAGUUGCUGCGGUUAUGCAUGAUUUAAGAACAGCAAGUCAAGGUUCUUCUGAACCUGAAGCCGGUUGGUUUGAUCUGUUUAGUAGCCGAUAUUGGAAAGUUGUUAGUGUUGGGGCAGCACUUUUCUUGUUCCAGCAGUUGGCUGGAAUAAAUGCUGUGGUAUAUUAUUCAACUGCCGUGUUCCGCAGUGCUGGAAUUGCUUCCGAUGUUGCAGCAAGUGCCCUGGUUGGUGCAUCAAAUGUUUUUGGAACUGCUGUUGCUUCCUCCUUGAUGGACAGACAAGGAAGGAAAAGUCUCCUUAUCAUAAGCUUUAGUGGGAUGGCUGCUUCUAUGUUGCUUCUUUCUCUGUCCUUUACUUGGAAGGUCCUUGCACCAUACUCUGGCACCCUUGCAGUCCUUGGGACUGUUCUCUAUGUCCUAUCCUUCUCUCUUGGUGCUGGUCCUGUGCCUGCCCUUCUUCUACCGGAGAUAUUUGCUUCUAGAAUUAGAGCAAAAGCAGUUUCUUUGUCAUUAGGCACACAUUGGAUCUCCAACUUCGUCAUCGGCCUGUAUUUCUUGAGUGUUGUAAACAAGUUUGGUAUCAGCUCCGUAUACUUGGGGUUCUCAGCUGUCUGUGUUCUUGCUGUUUUGUACAUAGCUGGUAAUGUUGUGGAAACAAAGGGUCGAUCAUUGGAGGAAAUAGAACGUGCUCUUAGCCCUUCAACUUAAAAAUCUUCCAGAAAUGAAUGUGAUCAUAAUUCCAAUGCUACUCAGAACUGUUUUGCCUUUGUAACAUUGCAAGAGUGAUAACCGGGCUAACUUGUUUAGUGUACCCAAAUUUUGCUUGUGUGCAAAUAUGGGAACAUGGUGUGAGCUUUGGUCAAGCAUCUGUAUUCAAUAUCAUCUUUUCCAACUGACAGUUUUUGUCACAAUGUAUGUUUGUUAGAUAUCAGCACAAGAACAUUCUCCCUUCAAUUGUUUUGAAUAACUUGGACGUCUUAUUUUCAAAUUUGAGAAUGACAAUUUUCUCAACCUUUGAUGUAAUAAACAUGUAGAAUUGACAAGUUUCUGGAAGGAAAAAACAAUAAUAUUGGAUUUU